Messenger RNA from Acomys russatus (golden spiny mouse), 1020 nucleotides. It is a transcript of the gene Ms4a18, whose product is annotated as membrane spanning 4-domains A18. The transcript is spliced from 7 exons. Lineage: Eukaryota; Metazoa; Chordata; Mammalia; Rodentia; Muridae. The record is from RefSeq and is a predicted model, not a curated record. The coding region runs from base 1 to 1020 and encodes 339 amino acids. Gene Ontology annotation, biological process: cell surface receptor signaling pathway. Gene Ontology annotation, cellular component: plasma membrane.
AUGAGCAAACAGGAGAAUGUGCCUGCUGUUACUGUCCCAGGCAAUGUCCAGCAUACAUAUGCCAUGGUCUCUGGAAGCCAGGAGAAGCCUUUGGAAAAGGCCACCUACCCAGCCUCAGCAACCAUGCUCCAGUACAAUCCAGGGAGUGCAAACUUACAGAACCCACACAUUGUGAUCCAGAAUCCAGCUGGAGUGACAGGCCUGCAGGCUCAGCCCACCGGCCUCCAAUAUCCGGCAGGAAUGGCUGGUGUGCAGAUGCCAUCAGGAGCCAUCCAGUACUCACCAGAAAUAACGAGUGCCCAGAUCCUGCUUGGAUACCCUCAGAAUCCCCUGAACACUGUCCCUGGGCCCACACAGACCCCAGGCUCUCUCCAGUGGAACAUGUCCUUUAUGUCCUUUCCUGAGUUUGAUCCCAAGAAAUUCAUAAAUGAAGAGGUCAGAACAUUAGGGGCCAUCCAGAUCCUCAUUGGCCUGUUCCAUUUAUUCUCUGCAUUCAACCCUCAAUUAUACCAGACUCUUUCUGUGCUGGGCUUAUCAGGGUACCUGGUCUGGGGAGGACUGUCUUUUAUCAUCUCUGGAGCCCUCUCAGUCUGGGCUGAAAAGGAUGCCAACAGUUGCAUGGUGAACAGCAGCAUUGGCAUGAAUGUGGUCAGUUCCAUCUUGUCCCUGGGUGGUAUCAUCACUAUCAUUAUAAAUCUGUGCGUUCCCUCUUCCAGUAUCAACCCUGAAACAGUCAAUACGAAGGCAAUCUCUGGUAUUCUCCUCCCCUUCUCCUUCCUGGAAUUCAUCCUCACCUGUGUGGUCUCACAUUUUGGGUGCCAGGCUGUCUGCUGGACUCAUUUUGAGAACAUGGCAGUGAUCUCCACCAUGUUUGGUGGCAACACAGUCAACACUACCACUGCACCUGUCAACACCACCAGCCCAGACAGUGCCACCAACAUGCCAGUGCAGCCCACCCUCCCCAAUCAUGUUCCCCCUGAACACUCAUACGAACAUGUUGCUGAUCUUACCCAGAAAUAG